Messenger RNA from Rotaria sp. Silwood2, 726 nucleotides. The record is from the annotation of a GenBank genome assembly. Lineage: Eukaryota; Metazoa; Rotifera; Eurotatoria; Philodinida; Philodinidae.
AUGUCAUCAAAUACAAUUAUUCGUCACAAAUAUCGUAAAGAAUUUACAUUAGAAUUUUCACGUGAUCGAAAAUCAAUGUCAGGAUAUGUUGUAACUGCUGGAAGAGUUACUAGUAAUAGUCAACAAGAAUCUAAAAUAUUUGUUAAAGGUGCUCCAGAAUCCGUAGUUGAACGAUGUACACAUAUUCGAGUUGGAACACAAAAAAUUCCGAUGAUUUCACAAAUUAAAGAAGAAAUAAUGGGAUUGAUCUAUCAAUAUGGAACUGAAAGAGAUACUUUAUGUUGUUUAACAUUAGGCACAAUUGAUAAUCCAUUAAAACACAAAGAUAUGGAUUUAGAAGAUUCAAGAAAAUUUAUUAAUUAUGAAAUAAGAAAUGAUAUUACAUUUGUUGGUAUGCUAGAUCCACCACGUACUAAAGUUAUUGACGCUAUUGCUCGAUGUCGUGAUGCUGGUAUUCGUGUUAUUAUGAUUACUGGUUAUAAUAAGGAUACAGCUAACGCUGCUUGUCAAUGUAUUGGUAUCUUUGAAGAAUCAGAAGAUACGCAAGUUUGUAUUUUUUUGACUGCUGCUCUUGGUUUACCCGAAUCGUUAAUUCCUGUUCAAUUACUUUGGGUUAAUUUGGUAACUGUUGGUUUACCAGCAACAGCACUUGGUUUUAAUCCAUCUGAUUAUGAUAUUAUGGAACGUCCGCCAUGUAGACCAAAAGAAUCAUUAAUUACACCAUGA